AUGACUCCAAAGAGUGUUAUAGCCUUUCAUUUAAUUAUUUUUCUCUUACAUUUGUGCCAUGGAGAUGAAGGGAAAUCAUGUUCAGAUGCAGCUUGCAGUGAAGAAGGUCCUCCGAUCCGUUUUCCCUUUAGGCUCAAGGAUCGACAGGCAGAGAGUUGUGGUUACCCAGGGUUUGAAUUAUCCUGCUCUGAGAAGAAUGAAACACUGAUUGAAAUUCCAAAAUCAGGGCAGUUUUUCGUAGCAAAAAUAGAUUAUGAUGACCAGAAAAUUUACAUGGGUGACCCCCAGGGUUGCAUGGCGAGAAGGCUUAUAAACUUGACCCUCCCAACAAGUCCUUUCACGAUUUUCGGGAAUCAUUCCAUACUGCUCAACUGCUCGUCAAGAAUUGAAAAACAAGAUGUAGUACACAUAGAUUGUCUCAGCAGUUCCAGUCAUCCUGUUUAUGGUGUCUCUGAUUCAACUUACGUGAGUCAAGAUCUUCUCUCUUGCCGCCCCAUUGCAGAUGUUACCCCGUCUUAUAUUGAUGAUAUCCAAUCUCUUAUGGGGGAAUCAUAUUCGUUAUAUAAUUUUACAAAACUUUCGUGGAAAAUCCCGGUGUGCGGUUCUGAUUGUCGAAUCAGAGGAGGAAAAUGUCGAUUCAAGAGUUAUAACAGUUUGGAAGUCGAAUGUUUCACUGAACAUAUUCCUCCAUACGAAAGUCCCCAGCAUGAAGAGAAAUCAUCAGGGCAUAUCAAUAAAGGAGUAAGCAUCGGAAUUUCUGUCGGAAUUCUUACUCUAACGCUCAUGGUCACAUUAAUUAUCUUGUACUUGAGAUCAAGAAGAGCAAAAGUGCUGGAGAAUCGAAAGAAAAUUAUGAAAUUUUUGGAAGAUCUUAGGCCUCUCAAUCCGACAAGAUACUCAUUUGCAGAUCUUCGAAAGAUGACAAAUGAAUUCGAGAAGAAGCUAGGCCAAGGAGGCUAUGGAAGUGUAUUCAAAGGUAAGCUUGAAAAUGGAGUGCUGGUAGCUGUGAAAGUACUCGACAACUCCAAAGGCAAUGGAGAAGAUUUCACUAAUGAAGUCAGCACAAUUGGGAGGAUUUAUCAUGUCAAUGUGGUUCGAUUGUUGGGUUAUUGUGCGGAUGGGUCGGACCGAGCUCUUGUCUACGAGUUCAUGCCAAACAAGUCGUUAGAUAAAUUCAUAUUCCCAGCGAAUUCAAAUAGGCCGAAACUUAGUUGGGGAAAGCUUCAUGAUAUUGCCAUUGGUGUGGCAAGGGGAAUCGAGUACCUUCAAGAGGGAUGUGACGAAAGAAUCCUGCAUUUUGAUAUCAAGCCACAAAAUAUCUUGUUAGACAUGGACUUCAAUCCUAAGAUAUCAGAUUUUGGCUUAGCGAAGCUUCUUCCGAGGAAGGAAAGUGUUGUGCCUAUAACUGCUGUUAGAGGAACCAUGGGUUACAUUGCACCAGAGGUCUAUUUCUCUGGGAACAUUGGGAAUGUGUCAUAUAAAACAGAUGUUUACAGUUUCUGUAUGUUGUUAUUUGAAAUGGUUGGAAGUAAGAGAAACACGGAUCUUACAGUGGAAAACACAAGCCAAGUUUACUUUCCUCAGUGGGUUUACAAUCGCCUUGCAGGUGGGGAGGAUUUGGGAAUUAAAGAGGAAAAAGAUGGAGAUACUGACAUUGCGAAGAAGUUAUCAGUUGUGGCAAUCUGGUGCGUACAAUGGGAUCCGAGCAGUCGUCCUUCGAUAAGCAAUGUAAUACAGUUGUUGGAAGGAAGAACAGGAAGCUUACCCCUGCGCCUGCCACCGGAUCCUUUUGCUUCCCUCAGCUCGGAAGAAAGUGACAUGAAUGUCCCAUGAGCAGGCCAAUCUUGG
This is a messenger RNA of Theobroma cacao (cacao), 1848 nucleotides long. Lineage: Eukaryota; Viridiplantae; Streptophyta; Magnoliopsida; Malvales; Malvaceae. The record is from RefSeq and is a predicted model, not a curated record.